GGACCGUGGGAGGGGGAUAGCUUGGAGUCUACAGUUGUCCCAUGCAUGGGAAUGAGUAGUAAACAUAGUGUUGUGACGCAUGCACGGAUCCUUCUCCAUUUGGUUAUUUUCAAUAGACAAAGUUUCAGAUUCUACAUCCUCUAUAAAUUUCCUGCUGAAGCAGUGGCCAUUUCAGGGCGUACUCAACUCUAUACAACAUAUUACAGAAAACAAGACUACUAGAGAAGCCUUUGAACUAAUGUCUCAAAUAUUAACCAAAGAUCCAAAGGAGGGAGCGAGGCAGCAAAGCAAUAUGGGGGUAAGAGUAGUCCUAUUCCCUCUACCCUUGCAAGGCCAUGUUACACCAAUGUUCCAUCUAGCAACUCUUCUCCACUCAAAAGGAUUCUCAAUCACCAUCAUCCAAACAAACUAUAGAUCUCUCGAUCCGACCCACUUCCCUCACUUCACCUUCUACUUCUUGGACGAUGGAUUACCUGAUAAUGCCAUAUUUGGACCAAGUAAUCAAACAGUCCUAACCGACCUUAACACAAACUGCUCAGAACCAUUCAGAAAUUGCUUGUCCCAGAUUUUGAGCAACGGUGUCACACACCAGGAGCCCAUCGCUUGCCUUAUUGCAGAUCCUAUGUGGUCAUUCACAAGUUCUGUUACCAGUAGCCUCCGCCUCCCUAGGAUCGUGCUGAGGUGUGCUAGCAUGUCUACCUAUUAUAUUUAUCAAUCCCUGCCAUUUCUCCGAGCAAAGGGCUACUACCCUCUCCAAGAGUCUAAACUUGACGAACCAGUACCAGAGCUUCCACCUCUCAAAGUCAAAGAUCUACCUCUAGAGGCAAAACAUAACCUACUGGCUGAUAUUAUGAAAGAGAUGGAGAGUUCUCAAGGAAUCAUCUGCAACACAUUUGAGGAGCUUGAAGGUUCUUAUAUAACAAGAGUUCAACAAGCACUUCCCAUCCCCAUCUUUUCAAUAGGCCCGUUACACAAGAACUCACAAAGUUCUCAGGCGACCAUAUGGACGCAAGACCAUACAUCCAUUUCAUGGCUUAAUACACAGUUACCAAAGUCUGUACUCUAUGUUAGUUUUGGGAGCAUGGCAGAAGUGAGCAAAGCUGAUUUUCUAGAGAUAGCCUACGGAUUAGCCAACAGCAAGCAGCCUUUCCUAUGGGUGAUUCGUCGUGGCUCGAUUGAAGGAUCAACUGAAACUGAUCCACUACCCUUGCCUGAGGGUUACUCAGACAUGAUAGGCCAAAGAGGGAACAUUGUCAACUGGGCACCUCAACAAGAGGUUUUAGCCCACCCUGCUAUAGGAGGUUUCUGGACACAUUGUGGAUGGAAUUCAAUUAUUGAGAGCAUCAGCGAAGGGGUGCCAAUGCUUUGCCUGCCCUUGUUUGCUGACCAGACUAUAAACACGAGGCAUGUAAUUGACAAUUGGAAAAUCGGAUUUCAGCUGGAGAAUGGAGUGAAAAGGGGUGAAAUAGAGAGGGCAAUCAGAAAACUGAUGGUCGAAGGAGAAGGUGAAGCAAUGAGAAACAGAACCACAGCUCUGAAAGAAAAGGCAACGCUUUCUCUUAUGAAAGGUGGCUCCUCUUGCAAGUCCUUAGAAUUCCUCACUAAUUACCUAUUAUCAUUUUGACAUAUCCACUGUAUUAUUGAAGACUAGUUAUUUCAUUCAGAAAAUUCAUUAGAACAGAAAAAUGCCUAACACCAAUUAGUACGAUGCA
Messenger RNA from Spinacia oleracea (spinach), 1712 nucleotides. RefSeq names its product UDP-glycosyltransferase 76B1. The record is from RefSeq and is a predicted model, not a curated record. Gene Ontology annotation, molecular function: quercetin 7-O-glucosyltransferase activity; quercetin 3-O-glucosyltransferase activity. The coding region runs from base 80 to 1624 and encodes 514 amino acids. The transcript is spliced from 2 exons. Lineage: Eukaryota; Viridiplantae; Streptophyta; Magnoliopsida; Caryophyllales; Amaranthaceae.